Drosophila rhopaloa is the source of this 3361-nucleotide messenger RNA. It is a transcript of the gene oxt, whose product is annotated as xylosyltransferase oxt. Gene Ontology annotation, molecular function: protein xylosyltransferase activity. Gene Ontology annotation, biological process: chondroitin sulfate proteoglycan biosynthetic process; heparan sulfate proteoglycan biosynthetic process. Bases 245 to 2875 code for a protein of 876 amino acids. The transcript is spliced from 3 exons. Gene Ontology annotation, cellular component: membrane. The record is from RefSeq and is a predicted model, not a curated record. Lineage: Eukaryota; Metazoa; Arthropoda; Insecta; Diptera; Drosophilidae.
CUCACUAAAGUGCGGUCACACUGGUGGUAAAGCAAGUGCGGGGGCGAGUUUUCCAUUCCGCGGAAAAAUGCCAUUAAUUAGCCAGACCAACAAAUCCCGAUGCUUCGCCCGCCAUCAGUAGAGAGCAGAACAUGUCCCCGCCUCGUUGCCACAGAGAAUCACGGACCACAGCUCACUCACACACAGAGAAUCUGGAGGAGCAGCCCCACAGAAGGAGCAGAAUCCCCUGGAGAUUCCACUAGCCAUGGAGCAAUCGGUAUCCGCCCGUUGGCUGCGACGCUAUCGCGCCUUCUUCCUCAUCCUGCUGCUCAUCGUGGCCAUCCAGUUGUUCCUGGCCUACAAAUCUUUGGACAUCGUGGGCGGCGGUUCCGGCUCCGGAUUCGAUGCGGCUGAGGUGCCCGCCAGUCCACCUCCGCCGCAGGCUCAGGAGCGAGUCCAGCCACCAAGCAGGACCAAACUGACUGCUCAGCAACUGGGCUUCCAGCCAGAGUGCGACAUCCUCGCCAGGGAGGCCAUCUCCGCCCUGCAGCGCGCCAAAACGAAAGACUGCCGAGAACAUAUCGCGCACAUCGCCUGCGCCAUCCAAGCCGGUCGCUUCUAUGCCCCCCAACUCCGGAGCAGCUGUCCGGCGGGCAACCACACGGCCAACGUGUCUCUGGGCUGCUACAAGGAUGAGAAGGAUCGCCGCCUCCUCGCAGGCUACUACAGCAGCUCCAAGACGUCCAAUUCCCCCGCCAAAUGUGUAGAGUUGUGCCUCCAGAGCGGCUAUCCCUAUGCAGGUGUCCAGUACGGACGCGAGUGCUUCUGCGGCUUUGAUACGCCUCCAAGUGCCGCAAAACUGCCGGAUUCCAGCUGCAACACCAAGUGCCUGGGCAACGCCAAGGAGAUCUGUGGUGGCUUCUACGCCAUGAACAUCUACGAGACCGGCAUAGCCAAGUUCACUGCUCAGCUGGCAGCCACCACUCCUCCGGCGGGAACAAAGCGCGUGCGGAUCGCAUUUCUGCUGACGCUCAACGGCAGAGCGUUGCGACAGGUGCAUCGACUGCUGAAGGCGCUCUACGCUCCGGAGCACGUCUACUACAUUCAUGUGGACGAGCGCCAAGAUUACCUGUAUCGGAACCUGCUGGAACUGGAGUCGAAGUUUCCCAACAUCCGUUUGGCUCGCAAGCGAUUCUCAACGAUAUGGGGAGGAGCCUCCCUGCUGACUAUGUUGCUCCAGUGCAUGGAGGACCUCCUGCAAUCCAACUGGCACUGGGACUUUGUGAUCAACCUGAGUGAAAGUGAUUUUCCCGUAAAGACUCUCGACAAAUUGGUGGAUUUCAUGAGUGCCAAUCCGGGCAGGAACUUCGUCAAGGGCCACGGUCGUGAAACGCAAAAGUUUAUCCAGAAGCAGGGAUUGGACAAGACGUUCGUGGAGUGCGACACGCACAUGUGGAGGAUAGGAGAUCGCAAGCUGCCAGCGGGAAUCCAAGUAGAUGGCGGAAGUGACUGGGUGGCGUUAUCGCGACCUUUCGUGGCCUAUGUAACCCAUCCCAAGGAAGAUGAUGAGCUACUGCAGGCUCUGCUCAAGCUCUUUCGGCAUACCCUUUUGCCAGCGGAGUCGUUUUUCCACACUGUGCUAAGGAAUACGCAGCACUGUACCAGCUAUGUAGACAACAAUCUGCACGUGACCAACUGGAAACGGAAGCAAGGAUGCAAAUGCCAGUACAAACAUGUGGUGGACUGGUGCGGAUGCAGUCCGAAUGAUUUUAAGCCUGAGGAUUGGACCAGGCUGCAGGCCACAGAACAGAAAUCACUCUUCUUUGCCCGCAAGUUUGAGCCGGUGAUAAACCAAGCAGUGCUGUUGCAGUUGGAGGAGUGGCUCUACGGGCCGUAUACCAGCGAGUACGCAAAUCUGCAUGGCUACUGGCAGUCCCUGUAUCACCAAGAAGAUGCCCACGGAUCAGGAGAUGAUUUAGCCAGGAGUAUUGGUGAUAGCUUGAUGCGUCUUUCUGCUCGUCAAGCCAAAUUGGAUCCCCUAGAACUCAUAGAGCUCACCCACUACCUUCACCGGGAUCAAUACAAGGGUUUCCUGGUGCGUUACAGAGCUAGAGGAGCAUCAGGGAAACCACUUCACCUGGAGACGCGAGUGCGUCCAGUGCAGCAAGGCAAGCUGGCGAGAAAUGCCCGCUUUAGCAAGCGAUUACGCAAUUUUGAGGUCUCCACAGACUUUGAUCAAAAGGAGCAGGUGGCUCGCAAUUUUGGAAAGCUCUUGGGUCCCCAAAGUGAACUGCUUCUGAGCUACACACUCCAGGCUUCUGCGGAUUCGGGAUCAGCGUCGCACUCCUACAACUUGACUCUGCUGUGGAUAGAUCCGCUGGGUCGCCUGCAGGAUUUCAACGAACUGCAUGUCGAAGACUCCACCAGCGAUGUGAUAAACCACUCGAAAACCCUGCUCAAACAUCCAAUCACACCCGGGAUUUGGACAGCCAAGUUAAUAGGUCGCAACUCUAUUUAUGCACAGCUCAAGUUUCUCAUAUCACCACUGGCCUACUAUAAAGGAUAUCCGUUAGAGAAAUCCUCAGAUGCAGAAAUGCUGAACGCCGGUUUGGCAGUGGCACUGCCCGAGGAUUUCGAGAUGCCCAUAGAGUGGCAACAACAUCUGCACACCGACGAUGAGCAGAUCACCAUGCGCGAGGAAUCCCUUGCACAUGGAAGGAUGCUAGGCCAGGACCUGCACAGUUGGAUAGACCGGUUGGUCGGGCAAUUCUUUCAACUCCGUGAGAGUUGCGUAGUGGAAGCGGAUACCGAGGAGUCCCUGCCACUCUGCAGCGAUUCCGCAUGGAGCUCACUGGCUCCCGACCCCAAGAGCGAUGUGGAUGCCCUGCUUAAAUGAGCCAUUGCCAUUGAUCAGUUUUGUUAUUAAUUCUAUAGUGUAAAUACUCGCCAAGAUUUAGAUACCGAUCCACUUUUAACCAUUUUUUGAUAGCUCCUUUUUCUCCUCAAUGUUUUCGUAUAGAUUGUUGUGAUAAAUGUGAACUUGUAAGCGCCAUCUUGACCGGAUGCGGAAUUCCGCCGCUCCUUUUGUAAUUUGAUUUUUUCAAUAAUAGAGCAUAGAAUUUUUGAACUAGUUAAGUUAGUUAGGUUUGAACGCCUUGUAAAUACGCAACGCACUGGACACCAAAUGAUUGCAUUGCAGCCAAAUAUCGUGGAGGUAAUCCAGAGUUAACUGUACAUAAGGUUAGCUAGACGCAAUUCCUUAACUAAGUCAUAAGCUAGGGCACCACCAGAUAGCAAUUGAAUCAGUUGUAUUCACAAAGUUUCUUCGAUUUUUUGAUUUACAUAUCAAGUUAUCCAAAAUAAAUGAGCAAUUCUACAUGUA